GGGUGGAGGUGGAGUCUGUAGGUGGGGAGGGAGAAGAAAGGGGAGAGGAGGAAAACGGGGAAAGGCAGAUACAAGAGGAACGGGGGGAGGACGGUGGAUGAUAUACGCUUCAAAAGUUGCAUUACAACAAACUGAAGAGUUGUGGCGAAGAGUAAUAAAGCAAGAUGAUAACGCCGUACUUCCUAGAGAAUUUCUGGGGGGAAAAAAAUAAUGGCUUUGAUGUGCUCUACCAUAACAUGAAGCAUGGCCAAAUUUCCACUAAGGAGCUGACAGACUUCAUCAGAGAAAGGAGUACUAUUGAGGAGGCCUAUGCCAGGUCAAUGACCAAACUUGCCAAGUCAGCUGGCAACUUUUCUCAGCUUGGGACAUUUGCUCCGAUGUGGGACGUGUUUAAAGGUUCAACAGAGAAGCUGGCCAGUUGUCACAUGGAACUUGUGAGGAAACUACAGGAACUUAUAAAAGAGGUUCAGAAAUAUGUGGAAGAGCAGUCCAAAGCACACAAAAAGACAAAAGAAGAGGUGGCGUCUACCCUUGAGGCCGUUCAGAACAUCCAGAGCAUCUUCCAGGCUCUGCAGAAGUCCAAGGAGAACUAUAAUGCCAAAAUUGUGGAGCAGGAACGCCUCCGCAAGGAGGGGGCCACCCAGAGAGAUGUAGACAAGGCUGGAGUGAAAGCCAAAAAAGCCACAGAGACCUACAAAUCAUACGUGGAGAAAUAUGCAACAGCUAAGUCUGAGUUUGAACAGAAGAUGACAGAAACUGCACAGAAAUUCCAAGACAUCGAAGAAAACCACAUUCUCCACAUGAAGGAGAUCAUUCAGUCGUACUCGUUGUAUGUGGAUGAAACACACAUUCAGAUAGGAGAGGUCCACCAUGAAUUUGUGAGGAACAUCGAGAACACAUCAGUUGAGAGCUUAAUCCAGAAACUGGCUGAAAGCAAAGGAACGGGCAAAGAGAGACCAGGACCCAUUGAGUUUGAGGAGUGCAAUGUAGCUAUUGCUGCUGAAGGAGCCAAACCCAGAAGAAGAAAACUAUUGAUCCCAGGUCGGAGGAAAGACAAGGACACAGACUCUACGGAGUCGACAGAAGUCGAGGCUGCUAACACCGCCAAUGGUGCGCCGCCUGGAUACUUUGCAGACAUCCAGAAUGCUAAUGUUCCUCAAGUUGAUGAAGAGGGUUUCUGCAUCAGACCAGAAGUUAAUGAAAACGAUGCCAAAGAGAAUUCCUUCUACUCGUCCAGCGACUCGGAGGACGAAGACGAACCCAGGAAGUUCCACGUGCAGAUCAAGCCCGUUCAGCCAAACAAUGGCGUUCAUCAGAACCAAGCCAACAUUGAUGAGCUCAAGGCCUCCAUUGGAAACAUCAUCCUGUCGCCUUCAACCUCGGGACAGAUGCGGAGGAACCAGUCCAGUGAUGAGCUAGGAAAACCCAGAGUGCCAACAUCAUUCGAGUAUAAUGUUAUUCUUUACAUUUUUCUUUUAAAUGACUUGCUUUAUUGUUGGCUUGAUUAUUUCCACCUGUUCUUGUCAGACCUUGCCUCUAUCUUCUUUUCAAACCCUCCAUCUCCACCUUUUCUGGUGAAUGACUCAGACUCAGAUGUCUUUCUGCCAGAGACAUCAGCUGAGACAGUGCCACAACGGGAGCGCUACCCUCCCUUGGCAGAGAGCCAGCAGUCCAAAGAUGUUUACUCUUUCUCGUCAUCUACGUCCUCUCCCUGGGAUUCACCAGAAAACCCUUUUCAAGCACUUAAGCCCGUACCGGCGAGGGCCCAGAGCGCCCCCAUCACCCGGCCAACUGAGCCAGUCGACCCCAUCAAAAACUCAGACACACCCAGCCCUCCAAAGAGCGCAGACACCUUCUCCUCUGUUUCCUGGGCUCAGAGCCAGUGGAUUGCCUUCAGUGAUAAUUUUGCUCCACCUCGCUGUCUGGGCUCUGGGUCAUCUGUGAAGGAGCUUCAAAAACCACAGUCAGGUUCCAGUAGGUCAGGUCACUUCCUGUCCGAUGAGUCUGCUGAUGCCUUCUACAAAGCAGCGAGCAGCCGAGAUGACAGCAGCCUCUCUUUCACUGAUGUCUUCUCUGGGAUUACAGAUAGGGCUGCAGCUCCAACAAGCAAAAUAUUCAAUGUGCCAGUACUAAACCGACCUACAACCCCUCUGGCACCUGGAGCCUUGGUGCCUCCUCCACGACCCUCCUCCAGGCCCAAACUCCCGGCUGGAAAACUCACAGGAAUCAAUGAAAUUGUAAGGCCAUUCAGUCCACCUAAAGCAUCUAGCCCUACUCCGACUGCACCCCUCGCCCGGGCAGAGAGCUCUUCCUCUUUGUCCUCCAACGCCUCACUCAGUGCUGGCAACACCCCCACUGUUGUACAGUGUACACUGUCAUCCCCCCACCCCCGCCCUCGCUUUCCUUCAUUCACUCCUCUCCUUACAGGAGCUGAGCACACCUUUGCUCUCCCCCUCUCCUCCCCAGAGCCAGAGUUGCUCUCCCUCUCUCCUUUCUUUCCACUAAACCAAAAGGAUGAUAUGUUCAUAGCGAAGCUGCCUACAUUUGAGAAGCGGUGCGAAACUCCAGCAGGGACGUCUCGCGGUCCCAGCCCUGUGACCCUGGCAUCCCAAGAUGCUUUGCCCAUUGCUGUGGCCUUCACAGAAUCGGUUAAUGCUUACUUCAAAGGAGCUGAUCCCACUAAGUGCAUUGUGAAGAUCACUGGAGACAUGACACUGUCGUUUCCAAUGGGCAUCAUCAAGGUGUUCACUACCAACCCCUCCCCAGCCGUCCUCACCUUCAAGCUGAAGAACACCAGCAGGCUGGAGCAGAUCCUACCCAACCAACAGUUGUUAUACAGUGAUCCUUCUCAAAGUGACUCAGAUUCCAAGGAUUUCUGGUUCAACAUGCAAGCACUGACGUCCUACCUCAGAAAAGCCUCAGAACAGAGUCCUUCAGCUUCCUACUAUAAUGUAGACAUCCUGAAAUACCAGGUGAUGUCUGAUGGGAUCCAUUCCACCCCGCUAAACCUGGCCGUAUACUGGAAAUGUACAGCAAGUACAACGGACCUGCGGAUAGACUACCGCUACAACCCAGAGUCCAUGGACUCACCCAGUCCACUCACCAACGUACAGAUCUUAGUGCCUGUUGAUGGAGGAGUCACCAACAUGCAGUCUCUGCCUAACUCCAUAUGGAAUUCAGAGCAGAGUAAGUGUCUGUGGAGGCUGACUGACAUCUCAGAAAAGUCUGAAAACGAUGGUGCCGGGUCCCUGAGGGCCAAGUUUGAACUGUCAAAUGGCCCAUCGCACCCCUCCACUCUGGCAGUGCAGUUUAUGAAUGAGGGGAGCACCCUGUCAGGAGUGGACAUGGAGCUGCAGGGGGCCGGAUACAGACUUUCCCUCAGCAAGAAGAGAUUUGCCACAGGGCGUUAUAUGGCAGAUUGCUGAGGUCACCCAUCAUCGCGGUCGCCAAGAAACCCAAGAGCAAAACCUGCCGACUCACUCGCAAAGGCCCCCUGAACCUCUGGAUCACCUCCUGUCACACCCAGGAAGCGAGACUCUCACUACAAAACUAAACAGCACUGAGUAUUGAACACUGUUAAAAAGAAAAGAAAACUAAGAUGAGAUUUCAGGAAAUGUGUAGAUAAGUCUAAUAAUGCUUUCCGAUCAAAUCCUUUUUUGUAUAGUCAGAAACAGUUUAUGGCUCUAUGUUGUAUUUGAAAUCAUAAAAAACAGAAAAAAAGUGCACUAACAACCUUUCAGAUGCUCUUUUUGCUCUUAUAUAUAAUUUCCAAGAACCUGUAAGGAAUAUAAAAGAAAACAAUUUCUCUCUUUCUCUGUCCAAACUGUAAAUAAUAAUUCUUCUGCUCGACCACCUUUGACUCGGCUCACAAAUCAGCUUCUUCACUUUCACUUUUUUUUUUUUUUAACUGGUGCAAUGAAGGUAAAAUCUGAACUCGCAGACUUGCAGCACAGGCUUAAUCUUUAUAAAAUAUUUUGCUUUCGGAAAAUGCAAAAAAAAGAGAAGCAAAACCAAUAAUGAUCUGACCUCAGUGCCUCCUCUUAUACUGUGGAACAACAGGCAAAAAAAUUCUGUUAGUGUUUGGGGUUUGAAGCUGCAUUUCUCUGUGGUUGAAUGCCACAGAGUCCUUUUGAACAAUACCCUUAUCGCUGUCAGUGUGCUUAUUUAAAAAAAAUUGAACAUUUUACUUUGUAAACCCCCCUUUUAGUCAUGCCUUGUGUUUUUUUAAGCCUUUUAAUUGACUGUAAAACAUUGUGUCAAAAGUCAUAUGUUUUAUCUAUCUAUCUAUCUAUAUAUAUAGAUAGAUAUAGAAAAGAAUCAAGGGACAUUUCUCUAAAUUGAAGUUGGCAGCUUUUGUAAGAGCUGCCAGUGAUUUAUUUUUAACAUACUUCUGUGUUAAUGUUGAAAUGUGCCUGAAUCUAACUUUUAUCUGUUCCUUUUUGUAUGCUACAGCACAGCCAUUGAGAAAAGCACCAACAACGUGCCAUUUGUGUCUUUGUUUGUUUUUUUUACUCUUUUAUUUGGAUAUCGAAGGGAAAACGUCUCCGCUUUGUAACGUGUCUUCCAGAAACGAAUGAUCAUUUGGACUGAGUUUAAUCAUUGUACUCUUUUAUCAAUUUUUAGCCUUUGAAGCUCAUCCGAUCUCUUACUCUCGCCACACAGCAGACGAUGUUGGUGAAAAGUAGCACCUUGAGGCCAAAUUAAUGAUUGAAAUGCCUUAUCAUGAUUACUUAAUACCAAGUAAUCUAGUGAUACUGUCACACAGCACUGCCGUUGCCUCUGUCGCACAUCACUGGCCUGUCCUGCUUCUCACCCAGAGUAAGCUGGGGGAAAAGUACAGCGUCUUGUAGCUGUGAACAACACGUGGAUGUGUGGGGAAAUGGCCACAACUGACACUCGGUGCUUCAUUCUUGUCUUUUACUAAUGGAGGGAUAGUGCUGUAGAGGCUGUUUUACUUCUUAACUGAAUAUUUUGCCCUUUGUUCUUCUUGUUUUUUCCCCUCCCCUGUCGACUUCAUCCUUGGCAUGGUCCUGAAAUUGGUUAAUGUGUUGGAAUGUGAUAUGUUUGGAGGAAUGAAUGAUAAGUUGCCUGAAAGCUGUGAUUGAAAAUUGUUGAAACCUUUAAUGAGAGGAGUUUGACACACUGUGCAACACGUGGCCAGCUGACCUCUCAGAUACAACUGUGUCCUCAGUGCUAAGGAACCGGCUUCAUUGUAGAUUUUGACUGGUUUACAGGUGUUUUAGGCUCAUGAUGAUACUUGAUUUAAGUGUCUUGCUUGAAAACUUGUAGAAAUAGAAGGAUUAUUUUAUUUCAGUCAUCAUAUCUGGCCAGGGUGAUUCAUGUAAUCAUCUUUUUUUUUUUUAGUUUUGACUCUUAAUGCCUUUAAGAUUAACUUCCUAAAUAGAUUAGGAAAACUCAUUUAAGUGUUUGUAGAAAUACAUUUUGUACCUGACUCUUUAAUAAGCCAAAUAUUUUGAAGGCAUUUGAAAUGAGUUUACACAAAGUCCUGGAAUUGUACUAUCGCGUGUCACACUGUGUUCCCUCUGAAUUAGUUGUAUCAUUGGUUUAAAAAAAAAAAAGAGUAGGGAGAUUCUGCAUUCAGUGUCAGCAAGCUGGUUCUUGCUGUCCCUACAACACUCAAAUUGUACCCCCCAAAGCUCCUUUUAUGGUCACUUUCCACUCUUUUUCUUUAUUUGUUGUAUCAGACAGAGUUUAAAAAGAGCAAGAUUGUGUAAAUGAUUCUCAUAUGUUUUUACCAAUAUUUCUGCCACUUUUUGUCUCUAUUUUAUGAUUUCUUAUUGUGCCUGUAUUAAAUGUAUAAUAUAUGAACAUAUACAAAUAUAUGAAAAUGACUACUUUAAA
Molecule: messenger RNA, 5862 nt
Organism: Neolamprologus brichardi
Lineage: Eukaryota; Metazoa; Chordata; Actinopteri; Cichliformes; Cichlidae
Source: RefSeq, a predicted model, not a curated record